CAGCAAAUGGCUGUCAUGAGGAAUGACAAGGGUGAAUUCUGGUUGUUGCACAGGUUGAAAAUCAGUAAUGUCCACAUCUUGAAUUUCAAAGCCGAACCAACUCCUGAUGGCCAAGGCGUUCAACUGAGGUUCCCCACAUCUGCUGAUGUCUCCUUGACCCUGCCUCUCAUUGGGCAGGCAGUCCACCUGAACGUUACCUUGGACCUCCUGGCUACUGUCGAAGUUGAAACUGAUCCCAACAGUGGUGACUCCAGAGUGGUCUUGACAGAUUGCGCCAGCGACCCAGACAGCAUCUCAUUCACCUUGUUGGGCGAACACAGCACACUGGUCAACAAGCUCUCAGGCACCAUAAGCAGCCUCCUGAGCAACACUGUGUCCUUCCUGGUGCAGAACCAGAUGUGCCCACUGCUGCGUAUCUUCGUCAGCACCCUGGGUCCGCAGUUCGUUGAGAACAUCAUCAAUAACGGUCAGCAGGGAGCCGAUGUGCCAGCCAAUGCCUGAAGAGGGCAGAUGAGGUGGACUGCUGCGAUGCCCCCAGCUGAUUAAUUUCCAGUUGCUUGACCAUGUUUCCUUGCAGUAUCUCCCCCUGGGAAGAUGCUGCCACCAUCCAACUGGACUGAAAGCCUGAGACCAGAAGAAACCCUCUCAGCCACUCCUUGCCUUCACAGUGGAGACAGCAGUCUAUGCCCAUCACCCGCCCCCCUCCCCCAGCAAUAAAGGCCACUUCUGCAU
Molecule: messenger RNA, 732 nt
Organism: Myotis lucifugus (little brown bat)
Lineage: Eukaryota; Metazoa; Chordata; Mammalia; Chiroptera; Vespertilionidae
Product: BPI fold-containing family A member 2-like
Exons: 6
Coding region: 7-501 (164 amino acids)
Molecular function (GO): lipid binding
Source: RefSeq, a predicted model, not a curated record